AAUACAGCAGGGGAGUAGCUGAGACGGUGUCUCUUUUAUCCGUUUUACCCUGAAGCAUACUUCUGUAAAGGAUAUAUUUUUUCGUGAACUGGGAUGGCUUGUACGACUAUGUAUUAUCUAAUAUAAAAAUACAUUUCUCUUCUUGUGAAACACAAUACGUUUUGUACAUAUCAAUAGUUAUUUACCUCUCAGUUCCUAUAAACAGGCUGCGUGGUCAUGGACAGCACUGUGAAUUCUGAGAAAUCUCAUCUUAUUAACGAGAAAAAUGCGAAAAUGUAUUCUCUGAAACUGAAAAGCUCCUUCCCAGGGUCCAAGCAAGGAUACCCCAGCUUCCCGUUUGAGAACGGGGAUGUACCAGGGGCCAUCGAGCUCAAACAACCCGUCGGCACCCACUGCCACGGCAAUAGGGCCUCGGCCGGCCAAACCCCGGAGAAGCUUCUGGCUCGUAAGAAGCUGUACAUCGCUUCUUUUGUCUGUCUGGUCUUCAUGAUUGGGGAGGUGAUAGGUGGCUACCUGGCCCACAGUUUGGCCAUCAUGACCGAUGCAGCUCAUCUGCUCACCGAUUUUGGCAGCAUGAUGGUCAGCCUCUUCUCCUUGUGGAUCUCCUCCAGGCCUCCCACCAAGGUCAUGAAUUUCGGGUGGCACCGGUCAGAAAUCCUGGGUGCCCUGGUGUCAGUACUGUCCAUCUGGGUGGUGACAGGAGUUCUGGUGUACCUCGCCAUCGAGCGCAUCGUCAGGAACGACUAUGAGAUUGAGGGUCACGUGAUGCUCAUCACCUCCGGCUGUGCAGUCCUGGUUAACAUCAUAAUGGCCUAUAUUCUCCACCAUUCUACCACCUUCCACAACCACGGCUCAGGCUACCACAAGAUCGAAGAGGGAGGUGCAAGCCCGGUUGGCCACUCCCACUUCCACGGCCUCCUGGGAGGUCACGGCAACACCAGCGUGCAGGCUGCAUUCAUCCACGUAGUGGGCGACCUGCUGCAGAGUGUGGGAGUUAUGGUGGCAGCCACCAUUAUUUACUUCCGGCCUGAAUACAAGAUAGCAGAUCCCAUCUGUACCUUCCUGUUCUCUGUGUUCGUCCUGGGAACCACAAUCACGAUACUGAGGGACGUCUUCAGGAUAUUAAUGGAAGGAGCACCAAAGGGGGUGGAGUUUAACUCUGUGAAGGAGGUGCUGUUGUCACUGAGGGCAGUGAAGGCCAUGCACAGCCUACACCUCUGGGCUCUGACCUUGGGACAGACUCUGCUGUCUGUGCAUGUGGCCAUAGAAGAGAAUGCAGACCCUCAGAGCGUCUUAAAGGAAGCCACAGAGAUCCUUCAAACCAAGUUUGGCUUCUACAGCACGACCAUCCAAGUGGAGCACUACACAGAGGACAUGGAGCGCUGUGCCCAUUGCCAGGACCCCAUAGACUGAGGCCUGCACAGCGACAGGUAGGCCUCUCAGAGGUAUGAGAGCGCCUACUGUGGCUCACCAGUGUCAAAGUCACAUACUCAUUGUAAUCACCACCAAAGGCAUUCCAAGCCAGAACUGGAAACUACGUCUAAGAACACCAACAUCUUAAAGUCGGAAAGUGUUUCAGUCCAUCGGCCUUUGUAGAGCUACAUCAAACGAGCUUGUUGCCAAGCCAAAGACAUUUGUCUGUCCAAUUUCUGGAAAAAAAAUCAAAUCCAAUACUGAGGAGUAGUUUCGGUCUCUCAAAUGCAUAUUCACCUUGGCAGUUUGGUGGGAAAAUUCCUUCUUUGGCCAAUAUUGCUUUUUCCAUUAUGAUAACACACAGAUAUGGCACAAGGACGGCUCUUAUUUUCUGGCACGUUUUAGAAAAGCGACAGCGAAUGCACAAGACGGCACUGUGAUUACAAGUAAGGGAGGGGCAGGAGAAAUGGACAAGGCAGUGGGAAAUAUGUGGAGGACACCAGCGUUUGCUGCUUGGAUUGAAAAGGUCACUAGACCACUGGUCCUACUACAAAUCAGAUGCUUAGGCGGAAUAACAGUGUUGAAAUGUGCCUAUCAAAGAGUUUUUAGCGGAAAAAAAAUGACACAAAGCUCCCGCUACCCAAAAGGCAAAGAAACUCAUUAGACACGUUACACACACAGGCCACCCCCCCAGAUUAUAACAGAGGAAUAACCAGAGCUCACUCCCCAAACAAAAGCUUAAAAACUGCAAACUUACCAGCUCGAUUUACACCAGGAAAGUAAAAAAAGGCAGCUAGGCUACAUUAAUGGUGCUACACGUGUUAGCCCGUCCUAAAGACGCAGACUGCAUAGGACAAGAUGCACUAGCUUUCAGUGUAGGGACUUUGAUUUGAGAGGAAAAUCUUUACAAGUACUUUUCUGUGCGAGGAUAAUGAAAGACUUUCAUAGAAGACAGUCCACAAUAAAAAAAUUACGAAAAAACAAUAAAACUUGGCAUUAAUGUAAAUACCACUGCUUACAUUAAUGUAAGAUCUCCUCCUUUAAGAUUAUAGUCACUCCAAACGACAGUACAUAGAUCCCCAUGAGUGCUUAAUGCUCUUCCUCCUCCACUACGUGGUGCUUCCCUUCUGGUUGCAUUCCCCCAUUACUGUCUAAACUGCAUUCCAGAGGUCUGGAAUACUCACAGCGCUGGACAGAACGAGCCCGCCGAGGUUUCUCACCCUCUCCCACCCUCACAUGUGCCUCUCCGGGGGAGUUUGGCAUCCAGGCGUGUUUGUGAUCGUAAAUUUAACUCAAAAAAAGAAAAACAUGCAUAUAUAAGAGGAAAAAUAAAAUAUGUACAGUGAUGUGUAUUGUGCCAAGAGCAACAAAGGUCAAACGACGUUCCUUGACGUCAAGGCGACGCAAUUUGCUUGCAACAUAUGCAGAUACUUGCCAUACUUGUCGUGUUUGAUGCCUUUAUCGGAUUGUUGAUGUAGAACAUCGCGCAUUGUGGUGGCGGCAGUAUAAAACUAUGAAUUCAUUUUUUUUAAGAGAAGUGGCUGAUGCAUUCUUGUUAAUUCUAAUAAUGUUGGGGACAUAUUUUGGGUUGAAAUGCCUACAAAUCAGACUGCCAAUUUAAGAAUAUUACAAAUUGAGGACUUAGCUGCUAUUUAUCACUGAAUAUUAUUGCAGAAGUCUAUAUUUUGGUCAAUUUUGAUAUAAGGAAAGGAUAUAUUUUAGAUGUAAAUAUUUCAUUUGUAAACCAAAUUAAAAGCCAACGAAUAAAGCAAUCAAAAUGAAACCUAAAGAUGACGACCAACGAUUUUCUCAUAUUUUUGUCAUUCAGAUUGCGGUUAAGUCUUUUGUUUUUUCUAACCUUUUUUGUUCUUUCUGAUCAGAGGGACACUAGCAGAUUUAAAAAAAAUAAAAGUAUCAAAUAAGACGGCAUUAGAAUGAAAUGCCUUCUUUGACUAGGAAAUCUCUUUGUCACUUGAAUUGCCAAACCAGUCGCAUGUGGCGAAGCAAGAUAACGAUAUUGAACUUUAACAGGAAAACGUUACCAAAGACAAAAUAUAGAACAGAUAAGUCUGCGCAGUACUUAUGAAUCAAAAGGUUACAAAAACUUAAAAUCCAAAUAGCUAUAUGAAGGUAAGUUGUUGGCUGAAAUAUCAGGAACCUCGUAUAUAUAUUUAAGCUUCAUUUUAACUGGUAACUAAACUGUCGUUUGGAAGACAUGCUAGAUUAGUACAAUAAGCUGCACACUGCAACAAGGUUUAAAAAAAUCCCGAAACUGAUACAAGAUCGAUUUAAACCUGUUAAAUUGAAUAUUUUGUCAUAUUUAUUUUUGCAAAGAACUUAUAAUAAUGAAACUACGAUAGGAAAUAAAGAAGAGCGUGACUGCCAUUUAAUUAGGAAACUCCAGAGGUCAAAUACCUGAAAAUAGGUUCAGCAAAACUGGAACAUCGGAUAAAGUGGGACAUUUAAGCUUUGCCCAAUGCUACUUUAAAAAAUCAACAACCAAUGAAAACAAACAGUGCUAAAAUCAUACUACAACAGGACUUGGUCUUCACCAUCUAUUUUCAUUGGUGUGACUUAUUUUUGACAGCUGUGUUCAGAAUUUUAAGACACGCUGUGCAGGCAAGUGGACCGACAAACGAAAUAACUCUUUAGAAAGAUACGGCUGCUAGAAGCAUAUAAUUGGGUAUCGUUUAUGAUGUCGUACUUUUGGAAAAGAAAAAAAGGCCGGAGAUUAUUUUAAAAAUAAAGCACAUUUUGGAAAAAAUGUGUUUGUUUGCUUUUGUGUUUAGUGCUGUCCCAUUUUUGCUGAAGGUGAUAGUAAAAGUGAGAAAGUACUUUUCAGGUAAAAUGGGACACAUUUUUACAUGUAAAUGACGUAGAUCGGGGAUACCCAACUCGUCGAUCGUGAUCGACCAGUGUUUCUAAGUAGAUCGCGAUACGAUAAAAGGAUAAUACUGUAUUUCAUUGAUGGCGAACCAGUCAAUCGCGAUCGAUGAGUUGGGUACCCCUGAUGUACGUUAUUUACAUGUAAAAAUACGAAGGGAACCCCACAACCUCCCACCAAAAGGGCGGCAAAAUAUACCAAGGAAUGUUUCAUGGAGAUUUCAAGACACUCAUGAAGUUAAAAAACAAACAAACAAUUAGUUAUUUGAAGUAGCUGGAUCUUAUGAACAAAAUCUUACAAUGAAUUUAUUUAUGGUUUGUUUUCUUGGUAAAUAAAAUAUUGCUUUAAAGUAUAUAUUGCCUCUAAAAAAAAAACAAAAACAAAACACCGUCCCACUUUACCUGAACAAGCUCAUCACGAAAUGAGAGGUACCUCUCCAUGUUUUAUUCCAUAUAACUCUUAAAUAUUACACAGAUUGUUUAAUUGUCCACACAAAUCUUUUUAAGGAGACAUGCGACUAAUGGCAGAAAAAUAUUCAUUUGAGCAAAUGGCUUUCAUGAGAUUUUUCUAAAUCAUUUACCAAAAAGUGUCCCACUUUUGCAUAGUUCUGCCUUUAGCCAAACUUCGACAGAAACUAUUCUGUUUAACCUACAAUUUACGAUAUUUAUAAAUUAGAUCAAUCUGCCGUUUGUAUACUAAAUUCUAACUUGUUCAUCGACUUGGUGUAUCAUUUGACAACUCCGUGAUGUACCGCGAGUUGUAAAUAAUAAAAAAAAACAUUGUAUGUUUUGGUGUACGACUGCUUUGUGAAACCGUCUAAAUAAAAUAUUAACUGUCAGAAAUGUCUCUAAGAUGUAAGUGUAUCCGUUUUAUGGUGAUGUCGCUGCAUAAAUAUGAUCCGCGUCCCUAUACGAAUAUGUUUGGUAUCCUAAGUGUUUGUCUGUAUGUUAGUUUUUGUAAACUGAAAUA
Molecule: messenger RNA, 5266 nt
Organism: Paramormyrops kingsleyae
Lineage: Eukaryota; Metazoa; Chordata; Actinopteri; Osteoglossiformes; Mormyridae
Gene: slc30a2
Product: solute carrier family 30 member 2
Biological process (GO): response to zinc ion; zinc ion transmembrane transport
Cellular component (GO): plasma membrane
Molecular function (GO): zinc ion transmembrane transporter activity
Source: RefSeq, a predicted model, not a curated record